This is a messenger RNA of Mesocricetus auratus (golden hamster), 1545 nucleotides long. RefSeq names its product chromosome unknown C19orf25 homolog (gene CUNH19orf25). The record is from RefSeq and is a predicted model, not a curated record. Lineage: Eukaryota; Metazoa; Chordata; Mammalia; Rodentia; Cricetidae. Bases 221 to 550 code for a protein of 109 amino acids. The transcript has 2 exons.
CGGAAGUUGUGGCGGCCGUACAGGUUCUUGGAGCUGAGAUAGGCUGUUGGGAUUUCUGGGGACAAACUGAGGCCGAGUGUGAGCCAAACUAAGACCCUGAGAGAAGGGAAGGCGAGACCGGGGUGGGCCUCGGCGCGGGGACGUAACGCGUGCGUGGAAGCUCGCGGGGUGGGGAAGCCAAGGAGGAGCGGACCUGCAGUAGCGCGCGCUCCGCCGUACGAUGGGCUCCAAGGGCAAGAAACGCGUGGUGCUGCCCACGCGCCCCGCACCUCCCACAGUGGAGCAGAUCCUGGAGGACGUGCGAGGGGCGCCCGCCCACGAUCCUGUCUUCACCGCCCUGGCCCCCGAAGACCUUCCAGAUCCAUCCCUAAGAGCCGAGGACCCCGAAGCCCAGCACGAGCAGAUCUACCAGCAGAGCCGGGCCUACGUGGCCAUGAACGAGAGGCUGCUGCAGGCAAAGGAACCUCUAAGGCAGAAGUUCGAGGACCUCCGGCAGGCUGGCCAGAGGCUAGAGCAGGAUGUCAGCCAGGUGACCUCAGCCACCUCCUAGAGCCAGGGACACCUGAGGCCCUCGGUCUAGGGCCAGGCACCCUGGCUGUCUCCUGGAGGAUCCGGGUCAACAUCUGCUGCCCAGCAUUGGACUGAGGGGUCCCAGUGGCUUUGGGUCUUGGUUCCUUCUUCCAUACUUGGUGGCCUCUAAUUCGUGGUGGGGCUUAGGGAUGUGGCCACCUCCUUAUUCACAGGGGCACUUGGCCUGGAUUGCAUCUAAGACUUGGCUGGAGGUUGGGGCUCAGAGCCAGCCUGCCUCAGGGUGACAGCCCUCCACCUCUGUGCUCUGGUCCUACAGGGUCCCGUGGGCUUCCCUGCUCUUUGGUCCCAUCUCUCUGGGGCUGGAGGACCUCAGCAAGGGGGUUUGGUGCUGGGGGGUCCAGGGGUACAGGAAGAACCCAAAGGCAGGGGGACCCUGCAGGGGUCUCUGCAGUCACCCUGUCAUGCAAGCUCAGCUGGGCACCCACAGGACUCUGGGGUGGUGGACCUGGGGUUCCGUUGGCCUUGCUGAAGACCCCUCCUGAGUGGAUAGUGUUUAUUUCUGGGACAUCAGAUGGAGACUUGACUCCGACUCACUGGGACCCAAGUCCACGCCAGCCCUUCACACCGUUGGACACCCCACACGCCUUCUCAUGCUCCAAGCUGGCUGGCAGUGUGUCAGAAUGGCCUUGGCUUGUGGUCAACUUAGUCCUGCCAUUCCCCAUUCGCAGUAGUCACAGAGACCUGUUUACUCUGCGUUUCCCGGUCCCCAGCUCCACAAGUGGCCAGUGGCCGUUGUCUGCGAGCAGAUGGCCAUGUAUGGCUUGGCUGACCCUGAAUUGACCUCGGCUGUAGCAUGCAGAGGAGACCUGAUGCAGUUGUCCAGGCUGUGGGGAGCUCGGGUCCAUGCACCAAUGCCUUGUGGGGUUGGACUGUAGCUGCAGUAGAAUGUUCUCGAAUGACCUCCCCCCUCCAGAGCCCAUGUUGAAGAUUAAAGCCUUGGGCGCCCCAGAGCAA